Molecule: messenger RNA, 234 nt
Organism: Saprolegnia parasitica CBS 223.65
Lineage: Eukaryota; Oomycota; Saprolegniomycetes; Saprolegniales; Saprolegniaceae
Exons: 2
Coding region: 1-234 (77 amino acids)
Source: RefSeq, a predicted model, not a curated record
AUGAGCUCAAACGCCAUGUGCUCCCUCAGCACGGACGACGUCCGCGACAUCGACGACUUGGACGAGCUCCGAGCGAUCCUCAAAGCGCACCGCCAAAAAUCCAAGCGGCUCAAGGCGCAGGUCGCCGUGCUGCGCGCCGCCGAAAUCCAUCGGGCCGUCCUCCUCUUCGACGACGCAGGGCGCGUCCGCGGGCCUACCCAACGCCGCCGUCUCGACCGAUCCGUCGCGGAUUGA